Molecule: messenger RNA, 687 nt
Organism: Plasmodium reichenowi
Lineage: Eukaryota; Apicomplexa; Aconoidasida; Haemosporida; Plasmodiidae
Exons: 2
Coding region: 1-687 (228 amino acids)
Source: RefSeq, a predicted model, not a curated record
AUGAAUAUCCAUUUCAUUAAUAUAAUAUUUCUUUUUUUCUUCUUCGGUGUACAUAUUAUAAAUUUAUAUGAAGGGAAAAAUAUAAGUGAUCAUCAUAAAAUAUGGAAUAAUCAUUAUUCAUAUGAUGUGACAAAUAACCAGAAUAAAUAUAAAUAUAAAUAUAUUUAUCGUAAUACUAGAAAACAUAAACUAUUAAACAUUAAAAGUUUUGAUUUCUUCCCACUAGAUAAAAAUCAUGUUACAAUAAUUAGUACAAGAGAAAAAAAAAAGUAUUAUUCUUUUAUAAAAUUUAAAACAUUGAGGAGAUUAAUAAACAAAUGGUUUCUCCUUAAUAAUGAAGAAAAUAUAAUACAUCCAUUAAAAAAUUGCCUUUGGAAAAUAACAGUAUAUAAUUUCUUUUUACAAAAAAAAGAUUCUUUUUAUGUUCAUCUUUAUGAGGACGGACGGGUAAAGACAAGUAACAAUUUAGAAGGCAGCUGGUAUUUCAAUAAUUAUUAUCUCACGUGGGUUAUUGAAUAUGAGGACAGGAGGGUAUUCUACACAGCAGAGCUCUUCUGGAAUCAAGAGAAAAGCAAAAUGAUCAAAGGAAUUAUUUAUCAAGAGACGAAAAAAAAUAAUUCUUUUAUUCCUUCAUAUAUGUUUAGAAAAAUCCUUGGGUCCUUUUCAGGAAAAAUAGAAAAUCAAUAG